GCGAACGGCGGUGCAGCGGGAACCGGCUGGCACUGGAGCAAGUAGCCUGCGCGCCGCCGCGGCGAUGCUGGGGCUGCUGGUGGUGUUGUUGGCCCUGGCGCUCGCCUUCUUCGCGCUGCUAGAUGUUUGGUACCUGGUGCGCGUGCCGUGGGCCGUGCUGCGCGCGCGCCUGCUGCAGCCGCGCGUCCGCGACCUGCUGGCGGAGCAGCGCUUCCCGGGCCGCGUGUUACCCUCGGACUUGGACCUGAUGCUGCACAUGAACAAUGCGCGCUACCUGCGCGAGGCCGACGUGGCGCGCGCCGCGCACCUGACGCGCUGCGGUGUGCUUGGAGCGCUGCGAGAGUUGGGUGCAUACUCGGUGCAGGCCGCCUCGUGCGCGCGCUACCGCCGCUCUCUGCGCCUCCUGGAGCCCUUUGAGGUGCGCACCCGACUGCUGGGCUGGGACGACCGCGCCUUCUACCUAGAGGCCUGCUUUAUCAGCCUGCGCGACGACGACUUCGUGUGCGCGCAGCUGCGCUUCAGGCAGCAUGUAGUGGGCACCUCGCCCGAGCGCGUUGUGCAACACCUUUGCAAGCGCACGGUGGAGCCGCCUGAGCUGCCAGAAGACCUGCAGCACUGGGUCAACUACAACAAGGCCAGCAGCCAGCUGCUUGGCACGGAGCGUGGGCUCAGCAGUGCCGGCAAGGACCAGUGACCACUGCCCCUACAUCCAGCCCACCCUGCCUGCAAAAUGAGCAGGCCCAGCUGGGCUCUCUGGGAGCUAGAGUGGCCCCUACCCAGUCCCCUUCAUCCACUGGGCUCCCUAGUUAUUGACACCCUUCCGUGCUGGGCAGGGGAUGGGGGAGCAUUGGUGCCCUCACCCACGGUGGGGAUGGAGGGGCAGGAGGCCCAGCCCAGCCCUACAGUGACAUAGGCAUAGGUGGGGAGGACAGGCCAAAAGCACAGUGUCCUGAGUACAUCCUGUUAGCUGCUUGGAGGGGCAGGGCCAGGCCAGCGCAGCACUUGCCAGACUAUUCCCUCUGGUGUUCACUGAGGUAGGGCAGACCCAGGAUGGAGUCUGGGUGGUCAGAUGCCUGGCUAGAGACAGACCAAAGGCAGGAAGGAGGGUCAGCUGGCAUGUGCCAGCAGCAUUCAGCCUUCCACGAGCUCCCCUGGUGUGGUAGCCUCUGCCAUCUUUCCAGGUGGCUGAGAGGGGUCAUUUGGCACAGGGCUCCCUGCUGGGGUGUCCUGGUCAGAAUGGGAACAGAGCAGGGGCUGAACUCUGGUAGGUGCUCAUCAAGGCUGUGCUCUAUAACCUUGGGCUGGGCCCUUCCCUCUGGACUACAGCAUCUCAGGCAUCUGUCUUCCCAUGAUUGCUGUUCCUGCUCUGAGAGCUGUUUCGCUAGAAGGCUGGUGGGGGUAUCUUCUUGGCCUCUCUACCUUCUGUUUUAUAGGCUUCUUGUCAGCUGCCAGGCCAGGCUGUACCUUGCUCUAGUGGCCUGUCCUGGCAGCUGAUGGGGAUACCAGGCUGCUGGGAUGCUGGCCCGGGCUGCCUGCUCCUGCCUAUUCCCUGACCUUAAUAGCUGGGGAAACUGAGGACAGAGUGGGGGCUGGUCCCCAGCCAGACUCUGGCCAAUGCCUUCAGCUCCCAGAGAGGGGAUGACCUGUCUAGCUGGGCUGCUGAGUCCCAGGACCCUGGGUAUGGGGAUCACUGCUUGCCCACUCAGGCCCUGUGCCACCCACACUGGCCCCCACCAGCCUAGGGCAAAUCAGCAGCUGGACCCAGGACUGCCUUGCUGCCCCCUUAGGAGCCCUGCUUAAGCCAGAGCCAGGAGUUGAGGGGAUGCCCCUGACAUCUCCUUUGCACCACCCCCUCCCUCACUGUUCUUGCUGCUGCUGUUCUUGCCUUAAAGCCACUUGGGAAUGGCAAUCUUUUUGUCUUAUUUAAAGAGGAAAGCUUAAGAUUAAAGGGUUUCAAAUGCAA
Otolemur garnettii (small-eared galago) is the source of this 1963-nucleotide messenger RNA. It is a transcript of the gene THEM6, whose product is annotated as thioesterase superfamily member 6. The transcript has 2 exons. Lineage: Eukaryota; Metazoa; Chordata; Mammalia; Primates; Galagidae. The record is from RefSeq and is a predicted model, not a curated record. The coding region runs from base 65 to 694 and encodes 209 amino acids.